This is a messenger RNA of Aspergillus ruber CBS 135680, 1491 nucleotides long. RefSeq names its product bifunctional AAA family ATPase chaperone/translocase BCS1. The record is from RefSeq and is a predicted model, not a curated record. NCBI's taxonomy places the organism in Eukaryota, Fungi, Ascomycota, Eurotiomycetes, Eurotiales, Aspergillaceae. The transcript has 2 exons. Gene Ontology annotation, biological process: mitochondrial respiratory chain complex III assembly; protein insertion into mitochondrial inner membrane from matrix. Bases 1 to 1491 code for a protein of 496 amino acids. Gene Ontology annotation, molecular function: ATP binding; ATP hydrolysis activity. Gene Ontology annotation, cellular component: mitochondrial inner membrane.
AUGGAGCCAAAUGGACCGCCCAAUGCUCCGGGGCUGCCCUCGUCUGGCGAUCUGAUCCAGCAAAGAAAAGAUGCGGUUCAGGCGGCGGCGCAGUCCUCUGGAGACGGAAGCUACCUGUCCCAGCUCACCAGCAAUCCUUUCUUCACGGCGGGCUUUGGUCUUGCAGGUCUCGGAGCAGGUCUGAGUUUCGCACAAAAAGGCCUUCGACAUGGCGCUGCACUCCUCCGAAGACGGAUGCUCGUGGAUGUCGAAAUCAGCAUCAAGGAUGAUUCGUACCCGUGGUUUCUGCACUGGAUGACAUUAUACCAACAAUCUCAUACUACUGCUCGCACAACGGCCGCAAAGUCCGGUUUCAUGGACUCGUUACUCCAACGGUUAACGCCCGGGAUGCGCCAUCUCUCUAUCCAAACGCAAAAGGUCGAGCAUUCGAACGGAGCGAUUCACACACAUUUCGCACUAGUUCCUGGGCCUGGAAAGCAUGUCUUGCGGUAUAAGAAUGCGUUUAUCUUUGUCAAUCGAAUGCGGGAGGCCAAGUCUGUUGAUUUGCAGACGGGCCGGCCGUGGGAGACCAUUACGUUGACCACGCUCUACUCUCAUCGACAUGUUUUUGAAGAGCUCUUCACGGAGGCACACGCAUUUGCAGCCAAGGCGCAUGAAGGAAAGACGACUAUCUAUAACAGUUGGGGUACGGAAUGGAGGCCAUUUGGACAUCCACGGCGGAAGCGUCCGUUGGAAUCAGUGAUUCUUGACGAGGGCGUUAAGGAGCGUAUCGUCAUGGAUGUCAAAGACUUCCUGGAAAGCGGCAAGUGGUAUCACGAUCGUGGGAUUCCCUACCGUCGUGGGUAUCUACUCUACGGGCAACCGGGUACGGGUAAAAGUUCGUUUAUUCAGGCUCUGGCUGGCGAGUUGGACUAUGAUAUCGCAAUCCUGAAUCUGAGUGAGCGUGGGCUUACCGACGACCGCUUAAACCAUCUUCUCACCAUUGUUCCCAAUCGGACACUAGUGUUGCUGGAAGAUGUGGAUGCGGCCUUUGCCAACCGUCGACAAACAGACGUAGACGGCUACCGUGGCGCUAACGUAACAUUCUCCGGACUCCUCAACGCCCUGGAUGGUGUUGCUAGCGCCGAGGAGCGUGUCCUCUUCCUGACCACGAAUCAUGUCGACCGUCUCGAUCCGGCUCUCGUCCGACCUGGCCGGGUAGACAUGACUGUCCGUCUGGGCGCCGUCACCCGCUACCAAGUUGGCCGCCUCUGGGAUCGGUUCUACGGGGAACUCGAUACGACUGGCGCUUAUCGACACACAUUCCUCACGAAAUUGGAGAAGCUUGGGCUGAUUGAGGACGAGAAUGGUCAACAGGCCGAUCGGUCGAGAACCACCAGCGCUGCGGCUUUGCAGGGCUUGUUUUUGUAUAACAAGGAUAACAUGGAGGGAGCCAUUUCAAUGGCUGAAGCUCUGACGUACUCGGUUCACGAAGAGGCCAUGGAAAACUGA